Molecule: messenger RNA, 4274 nt
Organism: Anthonomus grandis grandis
Lineage: Eukaryota; Metazoa; Arthropoda; Insecta; Coleoptera; Curculionidae
Gene: Tollo
Product: toll-like receptor Tollo
Exons: 1
Coding region: 188-3925 (1245 amino acids)
Biological process (GO): signal transduction
Molecular function (GO): protein binding
Source: RefSeq, a predicted model, not a curated record
ACGAGUACCACUCGAACUCGCUACGGUCUUCGUGGUCUCGGUACCGCCGAAGAAGAGAUCGCGCGCGGAUGUAGUCAAGUCAGUUCGUAUAAGUUGGAUUAACAAAAAAGAAAUAAUUACUUAGUGUUUGUGCAGUGAAGUGACGAGAUGGCUUCAUCAGGAAUAUUUGAUCUAUAAUAAUCUAGAGAUGGCCACCUCCCCUAUUUGGUUUCUCCUUUUUGGAGCGAUUUUCGGAGUCCUCUCCGCCUCUUUGAGUAAAACCUUACGCUACCAAGCUCCCGAUGAGUGUAAAUGGCUUGUGGUCGACUCCUCGUCUGAUGAGGAUGAUGUCGCUUUGGUUUGUAGACUUCGCACGAUCAACAGUGAACUGGAAAACACGAAUUUCAGUGUGAUUCAGCCACAGCAUACGGUCCGAUUGAGGCUCGAAUGCUCCGAUGCGUUAUUUUUCCAAAGUUCUUUGACCGCUGGCAGUUUCAAACCUCUGGUGGAAUUGAAGGAGUUGAGCAUUGAAUAUUGUAAAAUUGGAAACCUUUCGGAUGGGGCCUUUAAGGGUCUUAAGGAGCUGCGUAAUUUGACUGUUAAAACUCACAAUACGGAUUGGAGCGCCAUGAGCUUGGAUAUCUCUCCUCACGCUUUUUCUGAUGAGUUGCGCUUGCUGGAACGUUUGGAUCUUGGGGAGAAUAACAUGUGGAGUAUACCAGAAGGUGCUUUAUGUUCCCUAUACGCUUUAGAGGUGCUUAAUUUGACAAGAAACCGCAUACGGGAGGUAACAAGCUUUCAUUUCUCAAAUAGCUUUUCAGAGAAGUGCGGCACCAAUUUGAAAAUAUUAGAUUUUUCUAGGAAUAAUAUUGAUAGUCUUCCGUCCGGAGGGUUUUCUUCUUUGGCCCGACUGGAAAAGCUCUACUUGCAAGGUAAUGGGCUUAAUUUGGUUGCCGAUCGUGCCUUAGAAGGCUUGACCGCUCUUCACAUACUUAAGUUAUCUGAUAACCGCUUAGUGAAUCUACCUCCUGAACUAUUUAGUGACACACGUGAUAUCCGUGAGUUAUAUCUUCAAAAUAACUCGAUAAAUGUGUUGGCACCAGGACUGUUUAAUGAAUUAACCCAGUUGUUGGUGUUAGACUUGUCGCAUAAUGAACUGACAGCAGAAUGGGUUAACACGGUCACAUUUGCUGGAUUAGUGCGGUUGGUCGUUCUGGAUCUGAGUUUUAACAGGAUAACACGUCUGGAGCAAAGUGUCUUUCGCGACCUGUACAGUUUGCAAAUCCUGAGACUGAAUGAUAAUUUCAUAGAAAACAUUCCAGAAAAUACUUUUAGUGCUUUGUACAAUUUGCAUACGCUUAUAAUUUCCAAUAAUAAGCUCAGCAGGGUUGAGAGUGACAUGUUCAAUGGACUUUAUGUAUUAUCCCUAUUAAGCCUGGACAACAAUAAAAUAUCAUGGAUCCAUAGUGAGGCCCUAAAGAACUGCUCAAGCCUACAAGACUUACACCUCAACGGUAAUAAGUUGCAGCAAGUUCCAGACGUCAUAAGAAACGUCCCUAUGCUGAAAACCCUCGACCUAGGAGAGAACCACAUAGACUCAAUAAUAAAUGACAUAUUUAGCGACUUGAAGCACAUGUACGGCCUAAGGCUUACAGAAAAUAACAUAGGGAACAUAACAAAAGGGGUAUUUGACAAGAUGGCCUCGCUGAAAAUACUGAACCUCUCACGCAACAAAAUUCAGAAAGUGGCCCCGGGCAGUUUUGAUAAUAAUUUCAACUUGCAAGCCAUUCGUCUUGACGGGAAUUAUCUUACAGACAUCGAGGGCUUGUUUGCGAAAUUACCCAGUUUAGUGUGGCUCAAUAUUUCGGAUAAUAAGCUUAAAUGGUUCGAUUACGCUUUGAUCCCCACUGGAUUGCAGUGGCUGGAUAUCCAUUCAAACCAGAUCGAGGAGCUAGGAAAUUAUUUUGAAAUAGAGUCGACGUUGUCCUUGAGUACUUUUGAUGCUAGUUCAAAUAAAUUAACUGAAAUCACUGGGAGUGCUAUUCCGAAUAGUGUGGAGGUGCUUUAUUUGAAUGAUAACGAGAUAUCCAAGGUGCAGUCCUAUACGUUUUUUAAGAAGCCCAACUUGACUAGGGUGGAUUUGUUUGGGAAUAAGAUUACUAGUUUAGACCCGAAUGCCCUUAGGAUCUCUGCGGUGCCACCAGAGAAGGAGCUUCCAGAGUUCUUCAUAGGGGGCAACCCUUACAAGUGCGAUUGCACCAUGGAGUGGCUCCAGAAGGUGAAUAGUGUUAACAGGGCACGGACUCAACCGAAACUCGUUGAUUUAGAAAGUAUUUUUUGUCAACUGCUCUACAACAGGGGCACGACUUACGUCCCACUAGUAGAAGCUGCUCCAUAUCAGUUCCUAUGCACCUACGAGUCUCAUUGCUUCGCCUUAUGUCACUGUUGCGACUUUGACGCCUGCGAUUGCGAAAUGACUUGCCCUUUGAACUGUACAUGUUAUCACGACCAAUCUUGGAGUGCCAACGUGGUCGACUGCAGCUCCAGUGGGUACGUAACAACUUUGCCAGAGAAAAUCCCUAUGGAUGCCACCCAGUUGUAUAUUGAUGGCAACGACUUGAGGUCCUUAAACAGCCACGCCUUUAUUGGCAGGAAGAGGUUGAAGGUUUUGUUUCUUAAUAAUUCUAACAUUGACAGUAUCCAAAAUAGGACUUUCCAUGGCCUAAAGGAGUUGGAGACGUUGCAUUUGGAUGGCAAUCGUUUGACUGAGCUAAAGGGGUUUGAGUUCGAGGGCCUAGAGGAGCUGCGAGAGAUUUUCUUGCAAAAGAACCGCAUUGGCAAUGUGGAUAAGAAAUCUUUCAAAGGUUUAAGGCACUUGAAGGUUCUGCGGUUGGAUCACAAUCGUUUGAUCACUAUGGAUAUUUGGCAGCUGUCUAAUACGCUUAUCGAAGUGACUUUAGCGUACAAUCCGUGGAGUUGCGACUGUGACUUUACUGAAAAACUGCGCGAGUGGAUGAUACGCGGGGAUGCGGUGCGGGACAUGUCCAAGGUGCGUUGUCUUUUCAAUUCUUCUGAUAUAGACUAUUAUAGUGACGAGAUCUACUCUGCUACUCCUGAGUUAGGGUUCUUUGUGGCAAGCAACUACACUCCUUGCACUGGGGCGGCUAAUAUCGAUAAUAGUGUUAACGGAAAUCUGACCGCGACAAAAACAAUAAUCAAGAAGCAAGUGAUACAUGACUAUUUGCCACUUUUGGUGAUCACUUUGGUGGUUUUCGCGGUGGUGGUGAUGCUUAUCCUAAUCCUGUUCGUUUUCAGGCAAGAAAUGCGUGUAUGGUUACACUCAAAGUUCGGUAUAAGGGUGUUUCAACGGCCAAGUGACGUGGAACGCGAUGAACGUGAUAAGCUGUUCGAUGCGUUCGUGAGCUACAGCUCCAAAGACGAAGGGUGGGUCGCGGAGGUGCUAGCGCCAGCACUAGAACCUCAUUACAAGUUGUGUCUACACUAUCGGGACUAUCCGGUCGGUGCUUUUUUAGCGGACAGCAUAGUCCAAGCGGUCGAGUCGUCGAAACGGACUAUAAUGAUCUUAUCGGACAAUUUCAUUAAAUCUGAGUGGUGUCGGUUCGAGUUUAAGUCUGCGCAUCACCAAGUGCUGCGCGACCGUAGGCGCAGACUUAUAGUGAUCCUCUUAGGUGAAGUGCCCCAAAAAGACUUGGAUCCAGACAUUAGACUCUACUUGAAGACGAACUUUUACCUGCAAUGGGGCGAUAAACUGUUCUGGGAGAAACUCAGGUAUGCCUUGCCAGACGUUCCAAAUAACCAUAGACAUAGUUCAGUGAGAACGCCGCAUGUGCAUCAUCACGUUCAUAGGCAUAGCGGUAGGGGGCAGCCUCCUAACCCUCCAGGGGGACAGCAAGGGGGGGCUAGGACUGUCGCGAUACAUAUUUGACAGUAAUAAAAUUUAUUAGCUUAGGAAAUGUGAUAAUAAUAUUAUUAUUUCUUAGUGCAAUUCUCUUUAGACGACAUUUGUGAUAUUUUAGUCAACUCGGAUGAUAAGAUUCAGAAUGCUUGUGAUAAUUGGUAUGAACUUUGCAUAAUUUCUCUCUUUAAAGUUCCUUUUUUAUGUCUUAUGCAAGAAAGAAACACAUAUUGGUUAUUAGAGUUUCCGAGUAUAAAUAAUAUUGUAAACAUGUAAAUAUUUAUGUCGUAUUAUGUGCAGAUACAUUAACUAUUUGGCCUGUACAUAAUACUUAAGCAACGUAUAUAGUAAUUUAAAAGACUGUUUUUUGUAUAUAUAU